GCCAAAUUUUAAGUGACGCUAAAGUCCUCAUCCAUUUAUGCAACUACAUUGAACCAUGGGAUGAUUUAUCCUUGUCUCAAAAGAAGAGCCUUAAUCAGAGAUACCAAAUGGGCUGUGGCUGCAAAAUUACUACCUGCUACAUGGUGCCCUGCUCAAUCACUACACCAAAUGAGUGCCUCUGGACAGACUGGCUGAUAGAAAGAAAGCUCUAUGGGCACCAAGCCAAGCAUUAUGCCUGUAUCAAGAGAAGCGAUGGCACUUGCAGCUGGUACCGAGGUGGUCCUCCCCCAGAGAAAGAGUUUAUUGAUAUCAGCGAACCUUAAAGCGAUCACUUCCUAAAAAGCCUUGGAGUCUAAUUCCAUCAAACACUGCACGCUCACAGCUUCGAACUGCCAUCGUCUAAUGUAUCUGUUGCUUAGAAACAAAAAGAAAUUGUCCUGUACAGCUAAAGUACGAGUCUGUGGAAUUGGCCCUCACGCAAGAUGAGGAGCAAACCUCCUGGAGGUAGCUACUCUGUUCAGUUGUGCUUUGCACAGAGGCCCGAGCUAAGAAUGCUCCUCUGUCCUCUAAGGCACAACAGGUUUCCCUUUUACCAAUACGAAUGUACAAGAACAAAUGAAUUGCCAGAAUUGUGUCCCCUAUUUCUGUUAACCUACAGGUUAAGAGAGCCCCAUGUUUUACUCCAAAUCUUUCUGAUGAACUACGGAAUGUUUUAUAGAACUAUUUUUUUCUGUAUGAAAGUCUUCUGAUACAUAAGAAUUAUUGUACAGUGUAUAUGUAAAGUAUUAUAACAAUGUUCUAUAAAAAAAGAUUCAAAAAUCCCUGGUUUUCCUUCUCUGUUGAAAUAAGUUGAACACUUUGGUGAUUAAACAAUCUGUG
Messenger RNA from Tauraco erythrolophus (red-crested turaco), 879 nucleotides. The record is from RefSeq and is a predicted model, not a curated record. Lineage: Eukaryota; Metazoa; Chordata; Aves; Musophagiformes; Musophagidae.